Messenger RNA from Glossina fuscipes, 6094 nucleotides. RefSeq lists its product as uncharacterized. Lineage: Eukaryota; Metazoa; Arthropoda; Insecta; Diptera; Glossinidae. The transcript has 11 exons. Bases 428 to 5686 code for a protein of 1752 amino acids. The record is from RefSeq and is a predicted model, not a curated record.
AUUUGCAAAAACAAAAAAAAAAAUGAAAAACAAAGUGGAAAUUCAGUGCACAAAUAUCCUGAUUGCACUCAAAGAAAGAGAGCGAAAUAUGUAGAGAAAUAGAGAGCAGAAGAGCAUGAAACAAGAAAUAAAAACAAAAACAUGUACAUAUAUGUGUGGCUAUGUAGACCUAUGAUGAUGAUACAUAUUUUAUGCCAGUGAUCUGUGCUUCCUUUUGAAAUUGCCUACGGACGCAACCAUCAACGCUAAUACAUACGUAUAUACAUAAAUGCGUGCUUAUGUACGUAAACAUUGGCCCGAAAAAAAAGCAUGAAAUAGAAAAUCCAAUCAACACUACAUUUACCGCAUUCUUGAGCAGCUUGGAAUUUCGUUACUGAUCAGCAAUGUGUUUAAUUGAUUAAACGAUCGGUAUGUGGCGAACAACAACAUGUCUAAAUUGCGUAAAUCGGCCUCGUUUCGUUCAAGAAUCCCUAUAAGUCAGAAUCGUUUAAAACGUAGUGAUAACGAAAGUGAAAAGAAAAUAUUCGAAUUAAAGCCAAACAGAAGUCUAGAUUUCAAUCAGAAAUUGAAUAAAGGAAGAAAAGGUGUAACAAAAGAACCAACAAAUAUACUGAAAGCAAAAAAGAACAUUUUCACACCUCCAGGUUAUUUAUAUUCUUCGUAUUCGAGCAGUGACGAAAGCUAUGAAUCUGAUCUACAAUAUAAGAAAAUUUCAAGUAAAUAUGCUCAUUUCGUCACGGAAGAUGUUAUGUGCGUGUCAACGGAUGCUAUAUCGUUAGGUGGACUCUUGGAUACGGUCAGUUGUGGUAGUAAUUUCUCAGAUCCACCAUCACCAGUGCAAUAUCAGAAUGUACCUUUAAUCAUGGCGGCCAAAAAUGUGUCCUAUGAAUCUUUAGAUAACUAUAAAAAUCUGGAUGGUAAAGAGUUAAAAGCUAAAUCGCAUCAUUUAAAUCAAUCAGAUGCGAAGCUCUUUCAGUCAAGUAUGUCUCAUGAAAAAUUUCGAAUGGAAAUGCAUCAAAAAGAAAACACGGAACUAAUUCAACCACCAGACAUCAUUAAUAAAGUUUCGUCCGUACAAAUGGCGAAUAAAAUACAUCAGCGCCAAAAUCAUCAGCUAAAUAAUGGGAAAGUAGCAAAUCGCUGGCAUGGUCACACUUUGUCCUUACCCCGCAACGCGAAUUCCUUAGGCGCCAGUAAUUCAAGCGCUUUAACUAAGAAGAUUGAAGUCAACGGUCAACGCAGCAUUCCUAAAGUGGAAUCUGGUGAUCAUUAUAACGAGCCCAGUGACAGCUUGAAUGAUAAAAUUUAUAUAAAUACAGCGGGAGGAUCUAAAAAUACUCCGCCUUAUUACUCACCUCCAGCGUACGCAACAUUUCAAAGUAAUCGCUCCGAAGUGCCAAUAACCUUUCGAAAUCCCGCUGCUACAAACGCUGAGGGCUUAGAUAAGGUUAAUGUGAAAGUGUUAAAGGAACUCUAUCAAAAGCAACAGCAACAACAACAACAACAACAGCAGAUUCAAGUUGACAUCAUAAAAACUACAGUUGCCCGUACGGAACCAUCUUUAAAGCCAACUACCAGUAAUCAAAACUUAAACAGACAAGCCUCAGUCGGGAGUGACCGUGAAACUAUUUUGUAUCGAAACGACCUUACGGCUGCCGCAAACUUAUUUCGCGGCCAACAUGUCAAAUCCGUAACCGAGCAUUUCAGUUUGCCACCGCCCUUAAGAAAGCAUAGUACUCUCUCGCAUCGCGACACUGUAAAAGCCCGUAACGAUUAUGGUAGCCUUCAGAAACGUAUCGACGAGACUUGUAGUGGCAGUUUUGAACAAUUGGAUUUGAAUCCUAGCGCCAUCGAAAGCGAUAAAAGCGCUUGCCUAAAUCUUAGUAAAAUGAAAAAUCAAGAAACUAAGCAACCAGUGGAAUCGGGUAAAGUAGAUUUUCCUGUAUUUAAACAACGGCAAAUACAAUUGCAACUUAAACAGAAUCCACUAACGCGUCAACUAUUCGGUGUCAUACAAGAGGAGGUUUUUCAGCCGAGAUCCACGCCAUAUAGGAAUGAUUGCGAGCUAUCCGGAUCGUAUGCUUCUCUGGAGUGUCCCUCGCCACCAGGGCCACCUUCGGCGAUGCCUGAAGCACAAAAAGAUCCCCAAGCUCGUUUAAGCAAUUUCCUACGAAAUUUUUAUCAAGAAUUGGCUUUUAAAGAACCCAUCCUGCCUUGUUGGGCUUUGCCAGUGGCACCCGGGACAAUGUGCCCAGCACGUUUGGAGUUAGAUCUACGCUUGAACACCAACUCGCAUGGUUUUGGUGAUUAUAUAACGAUUGAUCAACUUUUGACUUCGGUGCAAACGAAGGAGGGAAACUUCUUGGAGGCACCACGUCGUUGUCUAAUCGAGUGUCCCAACUGGGCUUCGCGCAGCCAGCUUUGUUUGCGUAUUUUGUAUGCCUGGUCCAAGGAGCCGCCAUGGCCUUCCAAAGGAACUCCAGUCGCGUUAACUUUAUUAAUACCCCUUCUUGAAUUAAAGAGAGGUUUUGCCCAUUACGUAGAAAAGGAAUUAUUGCCAAAAGGCUCAUUAAAUCCCUUUAAUAAUAUUACUGGAGGCUUUUGCGCUGCUUGGAAUUCUCUGACUUCUCUGGGACCGAAAUUAUUAAUAAUUUUAGACGGUUACACCAGUCAAAGAAGUGGAAACACAAAUGUCUCACCUCCGCGGAAAUAUAGAUCCGGUGGUAUUGUUAGUUCCUCCAGCGGUAAAAAUCAAUAUCCUUCCGAUGUUCAUGAAUUGUUGGAUGGAAAAUUGCUCCCUGAGGCUCGCAUACUCAUCUUAACUAAUUCAUCAAACUGUUCAGAACUUAUGCCAAUUGUCCAGAGGCAUGUUAUGUUCGAAGGCUUGACUUGGGGUAGAUCAGCAUCAAUACUAGGAGGCGGACGUUGGGGCGGACCAUCCCGCCUAAUAGAUGGAGUACAAGAAAAUAAAUUUCUACGGCAUGCUGUGAAAACCCCGUUAGGCUGUCUUGCCAUAUCAGCUAUUUAUGAAUCCUCCGAUGGCCAGUUGCCUAUAGAGGAGUUGGAUGUAGUCGAAUCGAUUUUUAACUGUGUUGCUCCGAAUGUCUUAACUUCAAAUGUAUCCGAAUUAGGACGUCUAGCGUUAUUUUGCUUGAAAAUGAAACGCACUUACAUUACAACGGCGGAAAUUAAGAUGUACUGUUCUUUGCCCGAAAGUAUAAUGGGUUGCCUUGAUAAAAACGUUCUUUAUGGCAAAAGUGCUAACAAGAAAGCAGAGUAUGUGUUCAAUCCGAUUUGUCAAGGUAUGCUGGAGUAUUUGGCUGCCAAUUACAUAGCCUCGUUAGCUUCUCGCCCCGGUCUACUAUCGGCGGAAAUCACUGGCAUGGCAAUCGGUGACGAGUUAGACAUCGAUUUACUAAAAGUUUUAAAAUAUGCCAUGGCUUUAUUGGGUGAACAGGCAUACAUAUUGCUAUCGAAAUUAACGCCGUUGUGGCUAUCGCCGCAAACCGUCUUCUCGUUGGCUCUCGCCGGCGGCAGUAGUGACGCGAAUAUGGCAGCUCUUUGUGAUAUUUUGGGCAUAUCAAAGCAUCCUCCGAUUUCACCUUUGGAAACUAAACCUCUUUGGGUACAAGUGCGUUCCGUACCCACCGAUCUUAUGGGAUGGGGUAUGGCCUUAAAGAGUCCUACAUGCACUCUUAAAAAUCUUGAAGUAAUAUAUCAGCUUGAAAAACAAAAUCUUUUGGAAACUCGGAAGGCGAUAGAAACAUUUUUAGAUUCUAUAGCCAUAAACGAAAGCGUAUCAACUUUACGUUUAUCCUCGUUGAUUGAAAUGGAUGUGAAGGAUUCAGAAAUUAAUUAUUUGGCGAACUGCAUUUCCAAAAUGUUACUGAAGCCAAGAUUGGAAAAUUUUGAAUUAGUGCUAACUCUUAUUGAAGAAGAUCCACCGAUGCUGAAAUUACAAUCGGUAGUAACGGCUAUAUGUCGAACCAUACCUCGUCAAAUGAAGCUUAGCUCGUUAUUAUUGGACUUGGGAUUGUGCACGUCCCAAUUGGUCCAGAUAUGUACAGCUUUAGAAAAAUGCACAAAUUUAACCCGUUUAUCACUGCCCCAUUUACGUUGCGAAAGGGGAGCCAUAUCCACCCUGUCAACGCUAUUGAGCACGAAACCUAUAAGUUUCUUAUUUUUGCCAUCGUGUUGGGGUGCAAGAGAUGAUCCACCUUCGUCCAGUGGCGUAAGCAUGGGGUCUGGUAGCGGCAGCAGCACUGGAACAUCUUGUCUUAUAAAACAAGGUAGUUUGCCAGGGGCACCAUCUCCUCGUACUUAUGCUCCUGGUGUAUUUUCAUCUUUACCACGCGGCAUGUUUGUCCCACAAGCUUCGUUGGGCCGAUCAGCAACUCUACCGCGACAGCCCCUUGAUCAAACUUCUGAGAAGCGUUCUUGCGAUUCGGUGGUUUCGAAAAUUUGGUAUCCCACUCCAUGCUGCGACGGUGGACCGCACAAUUCCGGAACUCUGCACGAUCUCUUCGCUACGAUACGCGAUAACUAUUCGAAAUUGCGUGGCCUAGAUUUAAGUAAAGCUCAGUUAUCUUUGGAAGAUUCUAUGUGCUUAGGCGAAACUAUACGAGUAUCGAGUACUCUGCAUACUUUGAAAUUAGAGGGUUCAUCACGCAUUAGCGAAAUUUUACCUUCCAUAUUGGGAGCUAGUGAAUCACCUUGUCUACAAAUGCUAAGCAUUGGUUCACAAAGAUUAAAUCUUGAUGACUCGGUGAUUGUUAUGUGCGCGAGAGCUUUAACUAGUUGUGCAACAUUACGUCUGCUAAGCAUUGACGGUUGGUGUUUACGUAUAGAGCACGCACAAACACUUUCCAUAUUGAGAGCAUUUCUAUCUUUAACCUCUGUACGUGAAAUGAGUUUAGCCAAUUGCCGCAUACAAACAUGUCUCAUUAAAGCCGAUGCAAAGUUAGCGCAACUAUUCGAAAGUCGUUCGGUGGUUGUUUUAAAAAUGGCCGGAGCCCAAAUAACAUUACCCGAUUUAACAGUUUUUCGUGGACCACAGCUAUUGCAGUUCAUCGAUGGAUUUCCGUGUUUAAGAGAAUUGGAUUUAUCAGCACCAGCCCGUUCUGGCAUUGAAAGUACACACACUUCACCGUUAAUACUCGACGAUAAAUGUAUUGUGCAGUUCUUUCAACAUUUGCACUCUUAUUAUAGUUUGUUAAAUACUUUAAAAAUGUGUAACUGGGUUAUACAUUUCGACGAUAUGACUAAGGCCUUGAAAUGCAUUUCUAAAGCAGUACGUAAUAGUCCGAUUAGUCAUUUGAAAUUGGACGGUAUUUCGGUAUUGGAUCGUCCCAAAAAGAAACGCUGCGAAGCCUUAUUUAUGCAUUGUUUCAUAACGACGUUGCCUCACUUGAGAUGGAUGGGUAUAAGUUUAUCGGGCAAAAAAGAAGAUCAAGUGACCGCCAUCGGUAAUGCAGUAUUGGACUUGAAGGGUUUAGAAAUUGAAAUCAAAUUAAGUGAAUCGACUAUAGACCAAGCGAAACUGAUGGCUCAGGUUAUUAGUUUAGAUGGGAAAUUUGAUAUUAAAGUAUCGACAUUUGGUACAUCAAGCGGUAUACUGAUACAUGCUGAACGUUGUGGCGUAAAGAGUCUCACACGUAAAACUAAAGACAAGGAUUAUAAUACUUAAAUAUUUCGAUUUGUAUACCCCCUAAUGUCUCUGUGAGAUGAAAAAAUGACAUACGUACGUUAUACAUAAUCAUACAUAAUUAAAUCAUUCGUUGCCAAUACAUCAAUAAAAUGUGAUUUCAUUCGUUAAAGCGCACAAUGUUCUCUGAAGAGUAGUGUCUCCGUAUGAUUUAAUUAUGCUACGAUUUAGAUUAAAAUUUAAAAAGAAAAAGAAGCAAACAUUUUUUAAUUGCUUAAAUACCUAGAUAUAUAUAUAUAUAUAUAUAUAUAUAUAUAUAUAUACAUACAUAUGUAUAUGUGGCUUCACAUUACUACAACCAUUUUGCAAUGGUUGCGUAUGUUACGUUAAUGGUUUGAUAUUUAAAACACAUACAUGGAGUAAAUUAAAAAAAAAAAAAAAAAAAAAAAA